AACGGUUUCCCCGACUACGACGGGAUGGAGGACGAAGCGUUCCCUCCUCUGCCGCCUCCCCAAUCCCCGGGACCCGCCGGAGACGACGGAGGAGACCCCUUCGGUAACGAAGACGAAGGCGAGACGUCGAAGUUGGCCGACGUUCCCGCCGCUAAAAGGAAAGGAGUGAAGAGACCGCAACCCAAACUCGACUCCAACAGGCUGAUAUCAGAGAGAGGACUUCCUGCUCUGAGGACGCUGUUUGAUGACGUUAAGUUUAAAGGAAAAGGACACGAGGUGGAGAACCUCCGCCUGCUGAUGAAGAAGAUGGAGAACUGGGCUCACAGGUUAUAUCCUAAACUCCAGUUUGAAGACUUUGUGGAGAAACUCGAGAAGCUGGGAAACAAGAAGGACGUUCAGACGUGCCUGAAGAGGAUCAGACUGGACAUGCCUCUGACUCAUGAAGACUUCACAGUUCGUCCUGAGUCCAACGUGUUUGGAGAAGCCGACCCGUUCAGCGGAGCGAGUUUCCAUGACGACGAGCUGCUGAUGCCGAUCCACUCCACACCGGCUCCGACCGCUCCGCCUACCCCCGCCCCCCCCUCCUCAACCCCCGCCCCCCCCUCUCUGACCGAGGAGCAGCGCAGACGCAUGGAGCUGAACAGGCAGCGAGCUCUGGAGAGAAGGAUCGCUCGCCAGCAGCAGACGGGUCAGAAAUGA
Scomber japonicus (chub mackerel) is the source of this 699-nucleotide messenger RNA. RefSeq names its product timeless interacting protein (gene tipin). NCBI's taxonomy places the organism in Eukaryota, Metazoa, Chordata, Actinopteri, Scombriformes, Scombridae. The record is from RefSeq and is a predicted model, not a curated record. Gene Ontology annotation, molecular function: DNA binding. The transcript is spliced from 6 exons. Bases 25 to 699 code for a protein of 224 amino acids. Gene Ontology annotation, biological process: replication fork arrest; DNA damage response; replication fork processing. Gene Ontology annotation, cellular component: replication fork protection complex; nucleus.